GUAAGGAACUCUAUGAGGACCAUCUAGUGGCUAUUACAAAACAAAAAUCGUGUUCCACAGUGUAAUACAUAUAUUUUUAAAUGGCGCUGCAAUCAGUGAUAUGAUAUUUUGGCGCAAAGUUAACACUUGCUUUGAAUCUACAAUUUUUAUUUUAUUGAGCAAAACAUCGUUCGUUUAUAAUAACAAAUAUUUUAUCAGAAAAUGACAGCAACAGCUACUACAGCCACACUUCACGAAGGUGAAGAAGAAUUAGAGGACUAUAAUGCACAGGCGAAAUUAAUAAAAGCUAUCGAGAGAAAUGGCAUAACAGCAGGGGAUAUUAAAAAACUGGAGGAAGCAGGUUUCUAUACUGUAGAAGCUGUAGCAUAUGCUCCUAAAAAGCAACUAAUUGCCAUAAAGGGUAUUAGUGAAGCCAAAGCAGAUAAGAUAUUGCAAGAAGCCUCAAAAUUGGUUGUGAUGGGGUUUAAAAGUGCCACCGAAAUCCAUCAAACUCGAUCAAAUAUUGUAUUUGUAACAACAGGUUCCAGUGAAUUAGAUAGGUUGUUGGGCGGUGGUAUAGAGACUGGUUCCAUUACAGAAAUUUUUGGAGAAUUUAGGUCAGGGAAAACUCAAUUAUGUCAUACACUUGCAGUUAAUUGUCAAUUACCUAUAGAUAUGGGUGGUGCAGAAGGAAAAUGUCUUUAUAUUGAUACAGAAGGAACUUUCAGACCUGAAAGAUUAAUUGCUGUUGCAGAAAGAUAUAAAAUCGCAGGCGAUUCUGUUUUAGAUAAUGUAGCAUGUGCCAGAGCUUAUAAUACAGAUCAUCAGACACAGUUAUUAAUUCAAGCUAGUGCUAUGAUGAUAGAAUCUAGAUAUGCAUUAUUAAUAGUAGACAGUGCAACUGGUCUUUAUCGAACAGAUUAUUCUGGAAGAGGAGAAUUAAGUGCUAGACAACUCCAUUUAGCAAGGUUUCUUAGAAUGUUAUUACGUAUAGCUGAUGAACAUGGUGUUGCUGUUGUUAUAACCAAUCAAGUUAUGGCCCAAGUUGACGGUGCAGCAAGUAUGUUUGGUGGAGAUCAAAAAAAACCAAUUGGUGGUCACAUUUUAGCACAUGCAAGCACUACCAGGCUAUAUUUACGUAAAGGAAGGGGAGAAACAAGAAUAUGUAAAAUAUAUGGUUCACCUUGUUUGCCUGAAAGUGAAGCAAUGUUUGCCAUCAAUGCAGAUGGAAUUGGAGAUGUUAAGGAAUAAUACUACAUUUGUUUUUUGUAAAUAUAUUUUUUUACAUGGUAUUCAGAGGAGAUGUGAUAUUUUGAUUACUAAAUAACAUUGAAUAAGGAAUAAAGUUAACUUAGUUAAAUAGUUACCAUAUACCAUAUAAGGAAAAGUUAAGUAAAAGAGACAAUUAUAAAUAAUAGUAAUAUUAAUGAUAAUAGGAAUAAUAAUAGUUUAGUUUAUUUG
Molecule: messenger RNA, 1440 nt
Organism: Nomia melanderi (Alkali bee)
Lineage: Eukaryota; Metazoa; Arthropoda; Insecta; Hymenoptera; Halictidae
Product: DNA repair protein RAD51 homolog 1
Biological process (GO): DNA strand invasion; DNA recombinase assembly; chromosome organization involved in meiotic cell cycle
Cellular component (GO): condensed nuclear chromosome
Molecular function (GO): ATP-dependent DNA damage sensor activity; ATP binding; DNA strand exchange activity
Source: RefSeq, a predicted model, not a curated record